This is a messenger RNA of Miscanthus lutarioriparius, 1653 nucleotides long. The record is from the annotation of a GenBank genome assembly. NCBI's taxonomy places the organism in Eukaryota, Viridiplantae, Streptophyta, Magnoliopsida, Poales, Poaceae.
AUGCUGACGCCCCUCGCCGCGGCGCUGCUGGUACUGCCCGCCUCUCCCGCACCGCGGUUGCCGCCGCCGCGGCCCGGUCCCUCACGGCGUGCGCGGCCGGCCGUGGUCAGGGCGGCCGCGCUCCGCGCUCUGCCACGGCGCCUCGAGCUCUGGUCGCCGCGCCUCGCGGCGGUCGAGAGCAACCCGCCCCCGCCGUCCUCAGCGUCGCCGGCGCCGGACGAGGAGAGGGCUGGAUCAGGCCUCGAUGCUAGGGCCGGGGGAGGUGACGGUGGUGGUGACGGAGGUGGCGGCUCUGAUCUUGGGUGGUUGAGGGCGUUCCCGCAUGUGCUCACUGCGUCCAUGGCAAACUUCUUAUUCGGUUACCACAUUGGGGUCAUGAACGGCCCAAUAGAGGAUAUUGCAACAGAGCUUGGUUUUCAAGGAAAUCCGUUCCUUCAAGGUCUUGUGGUGAGCAUAUUCAUUGUUGGUGCCUUUUUUGGGAGCUUAGGCUCAUCUGCAUUAGUAGAUAAGUUUGGCUGCAAAAGGACCCUUCAGAUCGACAGUAUUCCAUUGAUUAUUGGAGCUCUCCUGAGUGCGCAGGCUGAUUCUUUGGAUGAUAUGCUUUUGGGAAGAUUCCUUGUUGGCAUUGGGAUCGGCGUAAACACUGUUCUUGUUCCGUUGUACAUCUCUGAGGUUGCUCCAACAAAAUAUAGGGGCACUUUGGGAACUCUGUCUCAAAUUGGAACAUGUCUAGGCAUAAUUGCUGCACUUUCCUUGGGGAUACCUUCUGAGAGUGAUCCACAUUGGUGGCGAACAAUGCUUUAUGCUGCAUGUGUACCUGGGGUUCUUAUUGUUGCUGGGAUGCAAUUUGCUGUUGAGAGUCCACGUUGGCUUGCCAAGGCUGGAAGGUUCGAUGAUGCCAGAAAGGUUGUAGAGAGCCUUUGGGAACCUUCUGAAGUUGAGAAGUCCAUGGAAGAGAUCAAAGCCGUUGUGGUAAAUGAUGAUUCACGGGGCAGCUGGUCAGACCUUCUGGUGGAACCACAUAAUAGAGUUGCAUUGAUUGGAGGGUCCCUUUUCUUUCUGCAACAGUUUGCUGGAAUAAAUGGUGUUCUUUAUUUUUCAUCAUUGACAUUCCGUGAUGUUGGUAUUACAAGUGGUGCUUUAGCAAGCUUAUAUGUUGGAAUAACCAACUUUGGAGGGGCACUAGUUGCUUCAAAUUUGAUGGACAAGCAAGGGCGAAAGAAACUUUUGAUAGGAAGCUACCUUGGAAUGGCUUUUGCAAUGUUCCUUAUAGUAUAUGGUAUUAGCUUCCCGCUUGAUGAAGGAGUUGCCCACAGCCUAUCAAUCGCUGGAACUCUUUUGUACAUUUUUACUUUUGCACUUGGUGCUGGACCAGUUACCGGCAUCAUCAUACCAGAGCUCAGCAGUGCUCGGACACGCUCAAAAGUUAUGGGCUUCAGUUUCACUGUACAUUGGAUAUGUAACUUUCUGGUGGGACUAUAUUUUCUGGAGCUUGUGAACAAGUUUGGGGUUGGAGCAGUCUAUGCAGGUUUUGGUGGGGUCUCCCUGCUGACAGCAGUCUUCGCCUACAAUUUCAUAGCUGAAACAAAAGGACGUUCUCUUGAGGAAAUUGAGAUGUCCUUGAGCACUACUACCCCUGGCAAGCAAGAGUAG